Messenger RNA from Saccharomyces paradoxus, 1296 nucleotides. RefSeq lists its product as uncharacterized. The coding region runs from base 1 to 1296 and encodes 431 amino acids. The transcript has a single exon. The record is from RefSeq and is a predicted model, not a curated record. Lineage: Eukaryota; Fungi; Ascomycota; Saccharomycetes; Saccharomycetales; Saccharomycetaceae.
AUGGUUCCAUCCCAUUUUUUCCUAUCUUUCAGAAAAAAAAGAUGUAUAUGUUGGAUAUGUUUGGAGGAAUCCACAUAUGACUCUACGUGGCUACAGCACACAUGCGGUUGUAACUUACAAAUUCAUAAACGUUGCUAUAUAAGAUGGCUGUAUCGGAUGCAUGUUGAACUUUUUCUUCCAGACUCAGUGGAUUCACCAAAGGGUGCUGAUUUACCCAUAGUUACCUGUCUCAAAUGUCUCGUUGAUGGGCACCAUGAUUUUAUGACAACCUUCUCCCUGACAGAAAUAUGGGAAACACGUCCUAUUUGGGGGCAAAAGCCAGUACCGUUUCAAGAUGAUUACGUGUUCAAUCUGAUGUCUUUUUAUACCAAACGAAAUAAUCAUCCACCUUAUGUGUUAGUGAAAUUUGGCGAAUGUCCUCAAUGCAAGAAAACAAAUUUUAUAGGAAGACCUACUAUAACUAUUCAGUCUCCUAUACUGUCCUUAUUUUACCAGUGGCAAAAAAUUACACGAUACGUGAUCCCAUUAGGGAUCACUAGUUUAUUUCUUCUAAAUCCUGAAAAAACAAGUUUUGAUCUUGGAUUGUGGCAAUUACGCUGCCUGUUUCCUGAGAAUGUUUUAAGAAAUAUGUUAAACAUCAGCACUACAAAGGCAUUGGACGUAUAUGCGCAAACUGAACGCGGUCUAUUAAGCAUUCCUCUAACCUCUUCAAUCAUAAUAUAUGGAUUCUUACAUUACCUUAGCAAUAUUUCUAAUGCCAGUGCUAAUGCAAUACUCUUUAAGUGGGUGUACCUCAGUAUUGUUAAGUCUACCGGAAACAAGUACUACAAGGGGAUAGGGUUGCCUAAAAUAAUUUUGUACUCUAACUUGGCCACAUUUUGCUAUAAUUUUAGCUUUAAGAGGUUGCUCGACUUAAUUUACAGGAGAUUGAUUAAUAAAGGAGCCAAAUAUUUAUAUCAUGGAGAUUUUGAAAACGCCAAUCAUAUCGUCCCAGUUGAUGAAUUUUUUAUUAGGCGGAGUUGGUAUACUGUUCUGGCAGAAAAGAUACUGUGGCCGUUCGUUGGUAAAUAUACAGGAGGUCUUCUAUUAAAUGUUUUUCUAUGGGUACAGAGAAAGUUUAAAAUCAAAUGGUCGCCAAAUUGCUCUCCUUCAGAAUUUAGAAUGAUUUUCAAUAUUGUAGGUUGCGGCACUGCUGCUAUUGGUUGGUCAAGUUUGAGGCUCUAUGCAAGUUACAAAAGAUGUCAGGAACUUGAAAAAAUCAAUGGAUUUAUUGACCAAAAUUGCAAGGAUGAGUAA